AUGGCACCUGGAUGCAAAGUCACUUUCCGCCUGCGGGGGAAGCUGCCUGCGCCAGAGGGACCUGGUCUGCGCUGGACCAGGCUAGGCUCGAACGGCUUUGGAGCCGUGGUGACGGGACUGAAGCCUCAGGACCUUCAAGCGCCCAAAGUGCGGCGCAAAUUGGUCGACUUGUGGCGUGGCCGCAGAGGCCUACUGGUCCUGCGAGGCCUUCAGCUUUCACCGGAGGAGUUAGUCGAUCUGACCGGCGCCUUUGGUGAAGUGGAAGAAGCUUUGGCAGCUUCCCGCGUCAAAGCACAGGUCCAGACCACGCCGGGUCACUCGAGAAGAGGCGUAGUGAUGAGGCUCGGCAACAGCCGCGAUCCUGCGACGGGUGAGCCCAACGGCUCUUUCACGGCAUCUGCACUGCUGCGGAGCGCGACUGGCACGGAGGCGUGUCAAUUUAAUUGCGAAUCCAAACAGCCGAACUGGCACACCGAUGGGACCUUCCGCCAGCGGCCACCAACGGGCUCUGCCUUGUAUGCGAUCCAAGUCCCUCCGACGGGGGGCGACACGUGCUUCGCCGAUGCCUCCCGGGCCUUUGAGACGUUGCCCAUUGACACGCAGCGGAGGCUGGAAGGCCUGGAAGCGGUGUGUAGCCAGGCACAUCACGAUGCCCUCCACAACGUGAAGAAGCCAGGCACAUACACCUUGAUGAGCCCUGAGCAACGCAUGCAGAUGCCUUUGAUGGCUGUGCCACUGGUGCUCACGCACCCGGAGACCCAACGAAAAUCUCUCUAUGGAGCCAACAGCAGCGUCUUUCGGCUUCAGUCGAUGAACUCUCCAGCGCCUCCAUCCGAGCUGCUGGAGCGAGCUGAGGGUCCUGAGGCCUACGAAGAUCCUUCUGUGGAUGAACUGCGCUCCUUGCUUCCGCAUGCCACAGGGCCAGAACUUGUGAUACGUUGGCAUUGGGACGUCGGUGACCUGGUCGUUUGGGACAACCGGUGCACUAUGCACUGCGCCACAGGAUUUGACCACCAGACCUUUGUGCGGGAGAUGUGGCGAACUACCUUUCAUGACAUGUCUUGGCAGCCACCUGUGCGCCAACUGUCACGCGAGUGA
Messenger RNA from Durusdinium trenchii, 1098 nucleotides. The record is from the annotation of a GenBank genome assembly. Lineage: Eukaryota; Dinophyceae; Suessiales; Symbiodiniaceae.